Messenger RNA from Blumeria graminis f. sp. triticale, 900 nucleotides. Lineage: Eukaryota; Fungi; Ascomycota; Leotiomycetes; Helotiales; Erysiphaceae. The record is from the annotation of a GenBank genome assembly.
AUGGGCUGCGCUUUCGCAUUUCUCCUGGCAGCCACUGGGCGUAUGGUUAUUACAGGCUCAAAUUACAAUGAUCGCCACUAUGGACUAUAUAACGUUCUCCCAACUCAUAAAUUCCCCGAACCAGUAUCGAACACAGAAGUCUAUCUUUUUACUCAGAAAAAGACCUCAUCAGGCACAAAUUACGCAAUGUACUGCUCACCUACGAAAUCGAUAAGCGAGAUAGUACAAAAUAUUCAAGGGCUGAGUACCCAAGGAAUUCAAGCUGAAUCCAUAACCCCCGGACAUUCUCAGAUGAUGCAAAAGUGUUUGCAAAAAAUCAGGUCAUCUAAAGAUCCAUUACUAUCGGAACUACUUCCUAGCAAAAAGAAGGAUAGCCCAUGCACAAGUAGCAUAAUAUUCGAUCUAGUAAUCAUGCAGCAAAUAAAGUUGGUUGGCAAUAACUAUUUUCCUCUACCGAUGCGCGAGAUAAAUGCGCACAAAAUCAGCGCAGAUACGCACAUGGCUCUGAAGGAUGUUUUACCCAGAGGAAGUAUGUUACUAACUGCAUCCAAAAAUAAAAAGGACAAAGCACUCGUUUGGUAUAAUGGGCGUCUGAUACUGCUAAGGGGUUCGAAGGAGAAAAGCAAAAGAUACUGGGCACCCCAUAAUAAUAUUGAUGACGUGUGGGGGGGUAUUGACUGCAUCAUUGAAUUCAUGACUGAUGAUUUUCCUGACACAACAAAUAUUAUCAGAAAAUUUAACUACAUGAGUGAUUACGUGCGAACUUUUGGUAGCAUAGAGAGAUCGGAGAGCAACGCUGAAACCCUAGACUCUGGAGAUGUUUACAGAAAGUUCGUUGAUGGAUCUCGGGGAUCGCUACAACAAAGUUUAUUCGAAGCGACCCCGGAAGGCUAUGUUUGA